UUACCCCCUAUGGACCAAUAAUUCAGAGUCCAGACUCUCUCUCUCCUCUCUCUUCCACACGGACUUUUCCUUUCCUUCGAUUCAACCCCUUUCCAUUGAUCCCUCGGCUUCUCCGAGCCGUGCGCACGUGCUCAAUUCCCUACUCAAUUCGCCCUCUCUCGCUGACUUCCUUCGAUUCGUCUCUCUUACGUUCAUCUAAUCGGUGAACAGUCUCCGAUCGUCGCGAUUUUACACCUCUGGAAUCUCACCGAACGAUUUCUCGCCUCCGAUCGCCGCUGCUCCCCGGUCGUACGCUUGUCCCCAAAGUUUGUGUGGUGUGUGACUGUGGAGGAACUAGCAGGAGGUGGAAAGGUGGGGAGUUGACUGAGUUAUGUGGUGCUUGCUAGUUGGAGUAGGUAAAUGAGAUGAAUGUGCAGGCUCAUAUGUCGGGGGCGGGGCAGGUGCCCAAUCAGGCAGGGCUGCCUCAGCAGAAUGGGAGUGCGCUCGCUCAGCAAAUGCAUAAUCUGGGUGGCGGGGGUGGUGGCGGGCUGCGUGUUCUGUUUACUGCAGAGACCGAGAUGAACAGAGCACGUGCAUACAUGCAAGACAAGAUCUUUAAUAUCUUAUCCCAGCGGCAGCAGCAGCCACCUCUAAAUGAACAGGCAAAAAGGAAGUUCAAGGAUAUAGUGAAACGUCUAGAGGAGGGUUUGUUGAGAUCAGCUCACACAAAGGAGGAUUACAUGAACAUUGACACUCUGGAGAGUCGUUUGCAUAAUUUGAUUAAACGCCCACAUUUGAGUAAUCAGAAUCAACAAUAUUCUCAGCUUGUUAAUUCUUCCUCUGCCAUUGGUACAAUGAUACCAACACCUGGCAUGCCACACAGUGGGAACUCAACCAUGGUUGUUGCAUCUUCUGUUGAUACUUCCAUGAUUUCUUCUAGUGGAUGUAAUAGCUUAACACCUACAACUGUCAAUACUGGAAGCCUGUUGCCACCUGGUGCUGGUGGCAUACGUGGAAAUUCAUUUAAUAGAGCUGAUGGUCCUUUGCCUAAUGGAUAUCAACAGUCUCCUGCCAGUUUUUCCCUCGGUUCUGGUGGGAAUAUGUCACCAAUGGGUGCCCAAACAAUUACGAGCCAAAUGAUUCCUACUCCUGGAUUUAAUAGUAAUAGUAACAGUAAUAACUGCAACAACAACAACAAUAAUAAUCACUCUUACAUGAACUUGGAAUCUUCUAAUGGUGGUGGGUUUUCCACUGUUGAGUCAACGAUGGUUUCACAACCACUGCAGCAAAAGCAGCAUCUUGUUGGCCAAAAUAGCCGUAUAUUGCGCAACCUUGGUAGUCAAAUGGGCAGUGGUGGAAUUAGGUCUAGCUUGCAGCAGAAAGCUUUUGGGUUUCCAAAUGGGGGUUUAAAUGGCGGUUUAGGGUUGAUUGGGAGUAAUUUACAACUUGUGAAUGAACCUGGCACCUCUGAAGGCUAUCUUUCUGCUACACCUUAUGCUAAUUCACCGAAACCUUUGCAGCAGCACUUUGACCAGCAUCAGCGACCAUUAAUGCAGGGUGAUGGAUUUGGAAUGAGCAAUUCUGAUUCUUUUGGUUCUGGACACUUCUACGGUGCUGCAACAUCUGUCGGAUCAAUGAUGAACACUAAGAACUUUAAUUCAGUUAGCCUGCCGACCAUGUCCAAAACCAACUCUCCUUUGGUAAGUAAUCAGUCAGUGACAAACCAGGCUGCCUAUACAAAGCCUCAUUCAGUUGAUCAAUCUGAAAAGAUGAAUUUCCAAGCUCCUAUAACUUCGAGAGACAAUCUACUACAUUCUCAUCAACAGCAGCAAUUACAGCAGCAGCCCCUUCAGUUUCAACAGCAACGCCAACAGAAGCAGCAAAGUCAGCAGCACCAGCAUGUGUUGAACAAUGAUUUUGGCCAGUCUCAGCGGAGUUCCGAUUUUGGUAGCCAGGUGAAGUGUGAGCCUGGAGUGGAGCAACACAAUGAGGCUCUGCACUCUCAAGUUUCUGAACAGUUCCAAUUGUCUAACAUGCAGAACCAAUUCCAGCAGAGCUCUGCUGAAGACCAAUCCAGGGGUGCUCAACAUCUCUCUCUUCCAUCUGGCCAGCAUGAUAUCUGCUCGUCACUGUCUCAAAAUUGUCAAAAAAUGCAACAAUCACUGCAUCCAAGCCAUCCGGUUACGGAUUCUCAAAGUGAUUUUAGCUGCCUUUCUGUUGGAGCACAAUCAGAAUCAGUACUGCUGGGUCAAUGGAAUCCGCAAUCACAAGACAGGAAUCACAUACCAAGGAUCAUGCCCCUUGAGCACCAUGUCCAAGAGGAUUUCCGUCAGAGAAUAUCCAGGCAAGAUGAAGCUCAAUGUAAUAAUUUAUCAUCAGAAGGAUCCAUUAUUGGUCAAACUGCUACAGAUAGAAGCACUGCUGAGCCCCCUAAAUUAAGUGGUGCUGCAAGUAGAUCUGGUACUCUAAACCUUGAACAGAUGUACAGAAAUCAACAGAGGUGGCUUUUGUUUUUGCAACAUGCUAGUCGAUGCUCAUACCCCAAAGGAAAAUGCCCAGCACAUCACUGCAUAGCUGCUCAGGAAUUGUUGUCGCACAUUAAUAAAUGCAGUCUGGCACUAUGCCCAAAUUCUCGCUGCCGUCAUACCAAGGGCUUGCUUGAACAUCAUAAGACAUGUAAGAACCCAAGUUGCCCUGUUUGUGUUCCUGUAAAAAAAUAUAUACGUGCACAACUUUUAGCAAGAUUGAAACCACAUUCUCGAGCAGAGUCUGGUUCUUGUUUGCCGUCUUCGAUUACUGCAUCCUGUAAAUCCUAUGACACUGCAGACAGUUCAGCUAGAUUGAUAUCAAAGACUCCCUCAGUUGUCGAAACUUCAGAAGAUCUACAACCUUCUCUAAAACGCAUGAAAAUUGUGCAGUCAUCCCAAUCUGUUAUUCCUGAGAGUGAAAGCUUGGCAUAUAGUGAACUCCAUGGUUUGCAGGACGUUCACCUUCAAGAUAAUAAACACUAUGACAUUUGUAUGCCUAUUAAAUCUGAGUUUCCCGAAGUGAAGAAGGAAGUUGCUGAAAGUUCUGGACAGGAAAGUCUUGUUCAGAUGAGGGAAGGUGUCAGUGAUAACUGCAACCAUAAGCCUGAUGGUGAACCUAUUGCAUAUGUCGAGUCUUCUGCUUUGUCUAAGCAAGAAAAUAUUAAACUUGAGAAAGAGAUUGAUCCAGCUAAGCAAGAAAAUUUGACGCAGCCUCCUGAACUUGUGUCUGGUACCAAGUCUGGUAAGCCAAAAAUAAAGGGCGUGUCAUUGACUGAACUUUUCACUCCAGAGCAGGUUAGGGAGCACAUUACAGGUCUCAGGCAGUGGGUUGGCCAGAGUAAAGCAAAGGCAGAAAAGAAUCAAGCAAUGGAGCAUUCAAUGAGUGAGAACUCUUGUCAGCUGUGUGCAGUAGAGAAGCUCACAUUUGAACCACCACCUACAUAUUGCACCCCUUGCGGUGCUCGCAUUAAGCGAAAUGCAAUGUAUUAUACCAUGGGUGCUGGCGAUACACGGCAUUAUUUCUGUAUUCCAUGCUACAAUGAAGCUCGUGGAGACACCAUAGUUGCCGAUGGUACUGCCAUUCCAAAGGCAAGGCUAGAAAAGAAGAAAAAUGACGAAGAGACUGAAGAAUGGUGGGUUCAAUGUGAUAAGUGUGAAGCUUGGCAACAUCAAAUUUGUGCUUUAUUUAAUGGUCGAAGAAAUGACGGGGGACAAGCUGAAUACACUUGCCCGCAUUGCUAUAUACAAGAGGUUGAAAGAGGAGAACGUAUGCCCUUACCACAGAGUGCUGUUCUUGGGGCCAAAGAUUUGCCAAGAACAAUUCUUAGUGACCACAUAGAGCAGCGGUUAUUUAGGAGACUGAAGCAAGAAAGACAAGAGAGGGCGAGGCUCCAAGGGAAAAGUUAUGAUGAGGUUCCUGGAGCAGAAGCACUUGUAAUCAGAGUGGUUUCAUCUGUUGACAAAAAGUUGGAAGUGAAGCAGCGAUUUCUUGAAAUUUUUCAAGAAGAGAAUUAUCCGACCGAGUUCCCCUACAAAUCCAAGGUGAUUUUACUGUUUCAGAAGAUUGAAGGUGUAGAAGUUUGCUUAUUUGGCAUGUAUGUUCAAGAGUUUGGAUCUGAAUGUCAAUUCCCAAAUCAGCGCCGUGUUUAUCUCUCGUACCUGGACUCUGUGAAGUAUUUCAGACCUGAGAUUAAAGCGGUUUCUGGAGAGGCUCUUCGUACAUUUGUUUACCAUGAGAUUCUGAUUGGAUACCUUGAAUACUGCAAGAUACGAGGUUUUACAAGCUGCUAUAUAUGGGCUUGUCCUCCAUUGAAGGGUGAAGAUUAUAUUUUAUACUGUCAUCCAGAAAUUCAGAAAACACCUAAAUCUGAUAAGCUCCGGGAAUGGUAUCUAUCGAUGUUAAGAAAAGCUGGCAAGGAAAAUAUUGUGGUUGAUCUCACUAAUUUAUACGACCAUUUCUUUGUAUCUACUGGUGAAUGUAAGGCUAAGGUCACUGCAGCUAGAUUGCCAUAUUUUGAUGGUGAUUACUGGCCUGGUGCGGCAGAGGACCUUAUUUAUCAGAUGCGUCAAGAAGAAGAUGGCAAAAAACAGAAUAAGAAAGGAACAACGAAGAAGACCAUAACAAAGAGGGCUCUAAAAGCAUCUGGUCAGUCUGAUCUUUCUGGUAACGCAUCAAAGGAUCUGCUACUCAUGCAUAAACUAGGUGAAACCAUUUCCCCAAUGAAGGAGGAUUUUAUCAUGGUUCAUUUGCAGCAUUCGUGCACACACUGUUGUGUCCUAAUGGUAUCCGGAAACCGUUGGGUUUGCAACCAGUGCAAAAGUUUUCAGCUUUGUGAAAAGUGUUAUGAGGUAGAACAGAAACGUGAAGAAAGAGAAAGACAUCCAAUCAACCAGAGGGAAAAGCAUGCCCUCUAUCCGGUUGAAAUUACUGAUGUACCUGUUGAUACAAAGGAUAAAGAUGAGAUUCUUGAGAGUGAAUUCUUCGACACCAGACAGGCAUUUCUGAGUCUUUGUCAAGGAAAUCAUUAUCAGUAUGAUACCCUACGACGGGCUAAACAUUCCUCGAUGAUGGUCCUUUACCAUCUUCAUAAUCCAACUGCUCCAGCCUUUGUGAUAACAUGCAAUAUAUGUCAUCUUGACAUUGAAACUGGUCAGGGUUGGCGAUGUGAAGUCUGCCCUGAUUAUGAUAUAUGCAAUUCUUGUUAUCAAAAGGACGGGGGGAUUGAUCAUCCUCAUAAGUUGACAAACCAUCCAUCCAUGGCUGAUCGCGAUGCUCAGAAUAAAGAAGCCAGGCAACUACGAGUUGUACAGCUUAGGAAGAUGCUUGAUCUUCUCGUGCAUGCAUCACAAUGUCGUUCUGCACUGUGCCAGUACCCAAAUUGUCGCAAGGUUAAGGGGCUUUUCCGCCAUGGGAUACAAUGCAAAACCCGUGCAUCUGGAGGUUGUGUUCUCUGUAAGAAAAUGUGGUAUCUCCUCCAACUUCAUGCUCGAGCUUGCAAAGAAUCUGAAUGCCACGUGCCACGUUGCAGAGAUCUUAAAGAACAUUUGAGGAGGCUUCAGCAGCAGUCUGAUUCACGGCGAAGAGCUGCUGUGAUGGAGAUGAUGAGACAGAGAGCUGCAGAGGUUGCCAGCAAUGCUGGAUGAUCUGUUGUACAUACUAUAUAUAUAGUUUUGAAAGAAAGCCCUCAGUGGUAGAGGAGGGAGUCCAUAGUUUUGUGCUGCUCAGUAAGACACUGCUGGGAACUUGGCCGUGAUAGCAAAAGCGGCAGGUUUAGACGAUUGGAAGGAGGUAAGCAUGGAGUAGAACAGCAGAUUGGUUCAUAUUCACAUGAGACAGAAUAUUCUUUUCGUUUACACCAAAAAAUCUUCUGAAGCAAGUGAACUCCAUUGAUCAGAACUACCCUCUUCAACAAACACUAACAGUUCAGCUUGGAGUAUUAGUGUACUGAUGCGUCUCACUCUGGGUCGUUUUGGUGAUUCUUUGAUUUUAUGAUGCUCUUGUAUUCUGUAAGGACGUCAUUCUUGGGGUGGCGAUUGUACUAUAUAAUUCUAAUCUUUCUAGAAAACAUUUCUUACGAAAGCAUUGUCAGGGGCUUUUUGGUUUUAGUUCUCCUUUGUUCCCAAGAUUUUGUUAUCAUAUUACCUCUUUUUAGAAGAUUUUCUUAUAAAAAGAUGGAAGAAAAUAAAUAAGUAGCGUCUCUGACAUUGUAGAAAUUCAUUUUGAUCUA
Molecule: messenger RNA, 6235 nt
Organism: Juglans microcarpa x Juglans regia
Lineage: Eukaryota; Viridiplantae; Streptophyta; Magnoliopsida; Fagales; Juglandaceae
Product: histone acetyltransferase HAC1-like
Exons: 17
Coding region: 405-5651 (1748 amino acids)
Biological process (GO): positive regulation of transcription by RNA polymerase II
Cellular component (GO): histone acetyltransferase complex; transcription regulator complex
Molecular function (GO): chromatin DNA binding; transcription coactivator activity; histone acetyltransferase activity
Source: RefSeq, a predicted model, not a curated record